Molecule: messenger RNA, 645 nt
Organism: Macadamia integrifolia
Lineage: Eukaryota; Viridiplantae; Streptophyta; Magnoliopsida; Proteales; Proteaceae
Product: arabinogalactan protein 41-like
Exons: 2
Coding region: 154-339 (61 amino acids)
Source: RefSeq, a predicted model, not a curated record
UAGUAAAUGCAACAAUGAUUCAGUUUCGAGUUUCAGGCCAGCCACCAAGCCCCAAUUCUUGUAUCUCUCAAGCUUGUUAACACAGGAGUAGAUAGAGAGAGAGAGAGGGGGGGGGGUUGAAAGUGAAAGGCUUGGACUUUGAAAUUCGAUUCAAUGGAGUUGUUGAGAGUUUCGUUUACAACAAUGGCGGUUGUGGCUCUUCUCCUUGCUCUGAUUUGCCCUGCCAUUAAUGCUCAGAGCCCUGCACCUGCUCCUUCAAGCGAUGGAGUAGCUAUAGAUCAAGGAAUAGCUUAUGUGCUCAUGCUGGCUGCCCUGGUGCUCACCUACAUUAUUCAUUAAAACUCUUAUAAAGCAGGGAUGUGGAAAGAGAGAUUGAUAGAUAGAUAUGUUAAGUUCCUGGCAUUCAAAACAGAUUUUUUUUUUCUUGUUUUCUUUUUUAAAUCUUCCCCUCUUGUUUUCUGCUUGGGGAAUUUCUUGUUGUUCCAAUUUCAUCAUGACUUUAAUAACCCUAAAUCCUUUUUCCUCCUUUCUUUAGCUUUCUUUUCCUCAUCUCCCCAUUUGAGAAGGCUCAAAAUAAGCAGUUGUGAUGCUUCUAUCAAAUUUAUGAUUACCUUGUAAUAAGUCAUAGAAAGCUUUUUUGAAGUA